This is a messenger RNA of Glarea lozoyensis ATCC 20868, 1971 nucleotides long. RefSeq lists its product as uncharacterized. The transcript has 2 exons. The coding region runs from base 1 to 1971 and encodes 656 amino acids. Lineage: Eukaryota; Fungi; Ascomycota; Leotiomycetes; Helotiales; Helotiaceae. The record is from RefSeq and is a predicted model, not a curated record.
AUGGCGGCUUCACAAGGUACCAGUCAACCAUUCGAUCACGGGCCCAGGACACUUGGUGUUGCGGCAGACAACUGCACCGCCUGCUAUAGGCAUCUCGAAUACUCACCCCUUGGAGAGUCUGAAAUACGUCUCUUGAGCAUAUCUUCGGGCUCCUCUGAGAACGAUACGAAUUUCUCUCUUCAAACCUAUCGAUGCGACACUGAGUUUCGGUGUGAACAGGCGUAUACGGCGCUAUCUUACUGCUGGAGAGACGCUAGCGACACCGUGGCAAUCACUGUCAACGGUUCUGAGCUAGCAGUUACUCGCUCUCUGGGAGCUGCCCUCUCGGAACUACAACGGCGAGGAUACUCACAUGUCUGGAUUGAUGCAAUAUGCAUCGAUCAAAGUGACGAUGAUGAAAGAGGUCAUCAAAUUUUGAAAAUGAGAGAUAUCUACCGCAAUGCUAGCCAGACUGUUGUAUGGCUUGGGAUAGAGAAUGAGCACACUCAGGAAGCUAUUUCAAUUUGCAGUGUUCUGGCAACAGGAGCUCCUGAAGAUUUGUUCGCCACGAGAGUCAUGCAACUCUCUGAUCACCACGCAGAAGACCUAGCCGAUUCAGCUGAAUGGAAGUCGGUGGCUGCAUUAUUAGCCCUGCCAUACUGGUCGAGGACCUGGAUUAUUCAAGAAGUGGCAAUGUCUCCGACCAUAGUUCUUCUAUGGGGCUCUCAUGUGAUAGGUCUCGACCUCAUCAAAUUGUCCAUUAAAACUCUCGAGAAACACAACUUCGCCAUUCCGGGCUACUGGGCGGGGAUUGACCAUAUAUUUGGUCUUCUGGACGUUCGGCGUGCAUUAAGAGGAGGAGACAAUCGAGCCGCGGGAGACCUUUUUGAUGUACUUGAGCAUUCAUGUCUAUCAGAAGCAACUGAGCUUCACGAUAAAGUCUUUGGUGUUCUUGGACUAGCUCAUGACGGUUCCAUCACAAUACCUGCCCCAAAUUACGAGGAGCCCAUGGAUUCCAUAUUCCGAAGAAUCACCCUUAGAAAGUUGACAGGUGUUAACCAUGAGCAAGUUAUUGAUGUCAUUUGCUUAAAUGACUCCUGGGCUCCUAGACGAGACGACUUGCCGUCUUGGGUUUUUGACUGGAAGAGUCUCUGGGAUAUACACGGGCCCAAGUCCUAUGCGUCACGAAAGGAUCGCUCUCUCUCUCAUCCUUCAAGAACGCCGUACAAAGCGUGUGGACAGUCCUCUUCAUUUGUGGGAGUCUCUUCAGACGAAUUAACUCUAACCUGCCAUGGUUACAAAUUUGACAUGAUUUGCAGUCUUUCUUCGUUCAACAGAGUGAAGAAGAGGUACAGUCAGGCCAUAGGGGAAGCCUCAUCAAGAGUGGCUACUUGUGAACACGAAUUAUCGAUCAAUCAGAAUGUUUACGGAACCGAGUCUAAGCUUUUCAGAGCCAUCUGGCUGAGCGCUUAUCACAAUACUGUGGGGUACGGUAACGACGAAGUCCCUCUUUCCUUCUUCGAAACAUUCCAGGAAGUAAUUUCUGGCACCUUGCAAAAUAAUUCAAAGUUUUUUGAAGCGUGGUGGGAAGACUUGAAGACUACUGCCGAGUUUAAAAUAUACGGGAGAAAGUUGAAGCACUGGUUCUCGUCAUCUCAUACAGAUAUGAGUGAAUUGCAAAUGGUUGACGCUCCAGACUCAUCAAUAGUCAUACCCAUUCAAAAGAAUCAUGACUUCUGGUCUGCGUUUCAGAUUGGCUAUUUGGGCAGAAGAAUGAUGAUAACUGGCAAGGGAUAUGUCGGCCUCGCCCAUAGGCAGUCCAUGAUCGGAGACUUUAUCGUUCUAUUACGGGGUGCUUCGGUUCCUAUCGUUUUACGACCAUGCGAGGGUGGCUAUCGGGUCAUUGGAGAAGUAUAUGUACAUGGGAUCAUGAAUGGAGAAUUCUGGGAGGCUCAAGAUGAGUCGACCAUGCAGACUUUUGAUCUCAAAUGA